Paraglomus brasilianum is the source of this 810-nucleotide messenger RNA. The record is from the annotation of a GenBank genome assembly. Lineage: Eukaryota; Fungi; Glomeromycota; Glomeromycetes; Paraglomerales; Paraglomeraceae.
AUGGCAAGCACCACAGAUCGUCUUACUCCUCAUGAGCACAAUCUCUUGGAACAUCCACCUUAUACACUCUCCAUUCCCCGAGACACUCUUAUCGAUCCGAGGCGUAGACAAAACAACGGCCAAGAUUCAAAACCUCCCCGACCGUCUAAUCGUUGGAUUCUUUUUCGUACAAAUUUUGCAAGCAGAUUACGAUCUCACCCUGAAAUUUCAUAUAAUAUUCAAGACGUCUCUAGGAUGGCUUCGAAAGAAUGGCAAAAUCAGCCGAUUUUAGUCAAGCAGUACUUUAACACUCUUGCUAAAUUGGCUCGGCAAUGGCAUAAAAAAGCUUAUCCUGGCUACAAUUACAAGCCAAAAAGGCCAAAGCAAAACAAAAAAAAGAAUUGGUUGUUUAGAGAAGUAAAUAAAGAUAAAUUUACAAAACGCGGGACUGAUGAAAACAAUGCCAAUGAGAAAAAGCAAAAAGAAAGAAGGGCUGGCAAUCAGUUGGAUAACUCUGCGCAACUGAACGAUAAUGAACAACUCCAACCUUUAGACGAAUGUGAACAGCUUCCGGCUUUGGAUGAAUUCCCUCAAUUGAAUGCAUAUGUUUAUUCGAUUGAAUCUGAACCGGUUGAUCCGAUUCUGAAUGGAUAUACACACGCUGACGUGGACGAAUAUGCUCCACCAAAUGAGUACUUUGCAUGUAUUGAUGGACAGCAACAGCAGCAGCACAACUCACUGUAUGGGGUCAGCGAAAGCUUGUGGUAUGGUGUAGUGGAUAACGGAUUCUACGGCGGCGUUUACUCUGAUGGCGGGAAUUUCGCUCGCUAA